AUGGCGAAGCAGGUUCAGAAUUUGGCUGCUUGGGGAUACGUCGUUGAGCCUAAUGCAAGAGGCUUCAGAAACGUUCCCUUCUCCGGCCCUGGGAGACAUUGCAACAUUUACCACCCCAAAGCGGAGUCCCCCGAUGUGCCUAUCACUACUUUCACCGUCAACGACGACAAUAGUCUGCUCAAGAUCCCCCGCGCCUUCAAUACGCAGAACGAUCUUCGGCCCAAGGGGCAGAAAUUGAAUCUACGAGAUCAAAUCGUGUCGUUUUGGACCGACGUCGAGGGUCGUGAUCUCAAGACUCUCAAACGUAUCGAGUAUUCAAACGUUGUCGAGGACAAUCUUCGGAGACAGAUGGAGGUCGUUUACGAUAUGAUGGAAAAAGAUGAGUUCGACGAGCUCACGGUCAAGCGUACGGACCCUGCCUUUCAAUUGCUGCUAACCACGACCCCAUUCGUGAAUGGGGUGCAGAAGAUGCUGGACGAAUACGCUGACAAGUUUGCAGGGAAGAAGAUUGAUAGUUUGCAUUUUGAUGCCGUCGGCGGCUUUGAGUCAUUUGAUUUCAUCAUUACGCUUACUUAG
Messenger RNA from Diaporthe amygdali, 576 nucleotides. RefSeq lists its product as uncharacterized. The record is from RefSeq and is a predicted model, not a curated record. Lineage: Eukaryota; Fungi; Ascomycota; Sordariomycetes; Diaporthales; Diaporthaceae. The coding region runs from base 1 to 576 and encodes 191 amino acids. The transcript has a single exon.